Messenger RNA from Oppia nitens, 2246 nucleotides. RefSeq lists its product as uncharacterized. The coding region runs from base 120 to 2246 and encodes 708 amino acids. The transcript has 6 exons. The record is from RefSeq and is a predicted model, not a curated record. Lineage: Eukaryota; Metazoa; Arthropoda; Arachnida; Sarcoptiformes; Oppiidae.
GGAAAAAAAUUGUAAUAACAAUAAUAAUCACUAAAUAAUAACUAAAUUAUAUCAUAACUUAUUAUUAACCAAUUGUUUGGUCAUCGGUUUAUUGGCCACUACUGGACACUACAACGACAAUGUCCAACAAAAACAAUCACUCGUAUUACGGCAACAAUUACUACGGUUACUCGGCCAACAACGAUGCCAAUAAUCAGUUUUACGGCGCGCCCGCAGCAGCAGCAGUCAGUGGUGUCAAUCAUCAGCCGCCGCUACCGCAACCACCAACAGUAGGGCAUCAGCAGCAGCCGCCGCCACCACCAUUCCAGCAUCAGCCAACCGGGACUCCGGCCUACGGCAACCGUAACUUGACCUACGGUGGCUCAGGACCACCACGUAACAAUGGAGGUCCCGUCGCCGCCGCCGCCGCACCAGCUAAUGGACAAAUGCCGCCGCCGACAGACAAUAAUAAUUACUAUCAGCGUCGCCGAUAUUAUGGCCAAAAUAAGGGUCAAUAUCGGGCCCAAGUGAUUGACUAUACCAAUGGCAGCUCUAAUCAGUCGGCGACGACUGGUAAUUAUACGGGAAAUACUCAUAACAGUUCAAUGACAAGACCCCCGUCAGGACUAUUGCCACAUCCAGAGACCACAAAUCUACAGCCAUUUCAUAACAGUCAUCAGCAAUCAUAUGAUAAUUCAUCAAAAACCUCGCAAUUGACUGGACAGCCGACACAAACCUCUCAACCAAUGUCUGAUUAUUCGGACCAAUCAUCAGCAUCAUUGUCGUCGUCCUACUAUUCGAGAGGGCCUCCUUCACAACCAGUACAGCCACCAAUUCAACCACCAUUGCCAUCGACAUCAUAUCCGGCACAACCACCGCCACCACCACCCUUAUCAUCAUCAACUUCCCAUCAAUCACAGGCCACUGGCCAACAAUCUCACGUUAGGACACCAUCUCCUCAAAUGAUGACAUCAUACGCCAAUCAAUCAACCUCUCAAUAUGGGUCCGCUCAUUACGGACGAGCGCCUCCACCACCACCACCAUCUGGCCAACCUCCAUUGCCAAUGCAACCACCGCCACCUGUACCGCCUCCUCCAUCGUAUCCACCGCCACCCGUCGAAGUUGUCGAUCUCGGAUCGCCAUCGCGUGGCGAGUCAAACGAAUCGCGAAUCGACAAACUAAAAGCCGAAGGAAUCGAAAGCCGACAACAAAACGAACUGAAAGGCUAUUGGUGUCUGAUCUGCGAAGUCUUCUGUCAGAACUUUAAUAACGCUGAACGACAUAUAGAGUCACCCAAACAUCAUAAGACCAAAAUUGGCGAUACCUUAAAAGGUAUUGACGCCAAAUAUACCAUCAAAACUGAUAACAUAAGCAAUAUAUCGGUAGCGUUGGCCCGUAAGAAGGAAUUGUCAAAGAUUAGCAAUGUUAUCAAAAACGACUACUUUAACGAAGGCAUUCGUCUAAAAGAUGGCAUCGGCAAAGAGGCCUACAUUUGUGAGAACUGUGGCGUAUCCAUUGAAUCACUGCAAGAGGUGGUGAAACAUCUGGAACUACACAAGUUAUUUGCCCAGCAAUUGAAGAUAUGCAGCAAACCGAUCAUCGGACUCGACUUCAUCAACGAAUUUAUUGAUCCCAAUCCCAACAGACCCCGAAUAUACGAGUGUGUUAUGUGUCAUACUUUCAAUACGACCAGCGGUAUCAUCACUCAUAUAUGUAGUUUCAAUCAUCGCACGAAUUUCAUUAAAAGGAUUCAUCCGUCGGAAGCUUCCGAUUUUCGAGAGGAAACUCCGCAGUCCACCCUAGAGGCCGGUAAACGGGCUCUCGAAUUAGAGACACUGGUCGGUCGCGGCGAGUAUCGGGUAAUAAAUCAAGCGGCACCGCCUAAUUGUCUGGCCGGAAACGUAUUGUUCACCUAUGGUACUGAUCGACCGCCAAAACAGACCGCGACGUCAUCGUCGUCGUCAGUAGCUGUUGAACCUCAACAGUCAUCAUCAGUGACUAAAACAUAUUCCCAACAAAUAAAUAUGCCGUCAAAAUCCAAAUCUGUAGCCGAUAUGAGUCCACUCGAACGUGUGUUUCGCGUACGGCUGACAUCCGAACGGGAUGUGGUCUUAGUAACCGAAAUGAUCACAGAUAUUACCAAAUCUGUAAUGGAGUACCAAAUGAGACAAAUGUCCCCAGAAUUGAAACACCAGAUUAGGCAACAAAUUGGUGACAACAACAACAUCAACACAACACCUAAAAAGACAUUGUCUUCAUUUAAAUAA